UACCUAUGCUAUCAACACCAGUCAUCUCUAACCCAAUUGUCAUUUCCCCCUAUGGUUCUUACCUCUUGUAUCCUACACCAAUCUUACUGCCAACUUCAUCAACUGAAACAAUCCCACAGCAAUAUCAGGUACCUUCUUCAUUCUUUGGUCAAACUAAUAAUAAUCAGAUGAUGGAAGUUGAUGAUUACUAUGAACCAAAUGGUAUCAACUCCAAUGGGACGGUGUGA
Paraglomus brasilianum is the source of this 227-nucleotide messenger RNA. Lineage: Eukaryota; Fungi; Glomeromycota; Glomeromycetes; Paraglomerales; Paraglomeraceae. The record is from the annotation of a GenBank genome assembly.